This is a messenger RNA of Astrephomene gubernaculifera, 1511 nucleotides long. The record is from the annotation of a GenBank genome assembly. Lineage: Eukaryota; Viridiplantae; Chlorophyta; Chlorophyceae; Chlamydomonadales; Astrephomenaceae.
AUCGCAUGAACGAGCAAAUAGGCACAGCUCGCUUUUGUUAAGUUGCCUUAGGAUUCCCUUUUUUGUACAAGGUCUCACAGAAAUAGAACACCAAAAUAUCACGCAAUUCCCAAAAUCUCUUAGGAGAUCUAGUUCACGUAAGCGUGCAUACAUUGCUGUGUAGCUUCGGUUUACUGACUUCGAAGCGUAUUUGUCCCCAAAUAUCUGCUGUGCUUGGAUGACCUCCGCCCAGGCCUUUGCGUAAGCAAGGCAUGUUUUUGGGAACUUAGUAGUCAACAUAGAUGGCUUGAAAAGGUUUCUAGCUGAUCAGGGCGGUGCUUUCCUGGGUCGGAGCACGGCACCACGGCAGGGGAUCAUUGGGGAUGGCACUCUCAAGCUGCAUCAAGAGUGGCGUGCUGUUCGUUGCCUUUAACCAAGACUGCACAUGCGUAGCGCUCGGAAGUCAGCAGGGCGUGCACAUAUACAAUGUACAUACGCACAAACUCUGUUACCGCUACACCAUCGGUGCAGUCAGUAUUGUGGAAAUGCUCUUCUGCACAAGUCUUGUGGGCUACGUGGGAGCAGGCGAGCAGCCCGCGCUCACCCCCCGCAAGCUCACCAUCAUGAACACGAGUGCCAGCCGCACCAUACAGGAGCUCAGCUACCCGACCUCCGUGCUGGCUGUGCGCAUGAACAGGCAGAGGCUGGUCGUCGUGACGGCCAAGCGCGCGCAUGUGUACGGCAUGCACAACCUGGCCUGCCUGCGGGUGAUCGAUACGGAAGAUAGCCCCGCCGGGGGCUGCUGUGCGCUGACGGCUUGCCACGAGCCCAACUUGCUGGCCCUACCCGCGUCCGCAUCCUCGGGUGCGGUGCGCAUAUACGACCUGGCCCAGGACGGAGGCAACGUGCUGAGUGAAGUCCGCGCGCACCAGACACCCGUGGUCACGCUAGCCUGGAGCAGCGACGGUGCGUUGCUGGCGACUGCCUCCGCCAAGGGCACCGUCAUCCGUGUUCACCGCAUGCCGGGGGCGGCGCGCAGCCACAGCUUCCGACGCGGCGCCACCUCCGCCGCCAUCCAGUCCAUGGCUUUCAGCGCUCCCGGGCUGCCGGUGCAGCUGCUGGUGGCGGCGAGCAGUCACGGCACGGUUCAUGUGUUUCGGUUGCAGGAUCCGGAGCCUCCCGGGGUGUCCUCCCGGCCUGCCUCCGCCGCCGCGGGUUUGCUGUCGGCCGUGGUUCGGUACUCGGUGGGCGACAUGGUGGAGCCCGCUCGGAACAUCGCGACCAUUCGACUUCCGCAGUCAGUGGGCGCCGCCACAUGCGCCUUCCGAAUGGGGCCGCCGCCGGGACAGGAGGCAGCGGCGGAGGCGGGGGCAGCAGCCGCAGCUGCAGGUGAGGCGGCAGCAGCUGCUGCUGCUGCAGCUCCCUCCGGACUGCAGCCACGAGAUCUCACCAGCAGCAGUACCGCUGCCGCUGCAGCAGCCAUGGCUGCUACUGCCGGCGGCGUCGGUGCAGGCAUCACCCCCGGCGUCGCC